UUCAGCCCUCUGCCUCCUCCUCAGGGAUCUCCCUCACUCAGUCUGCUCAUCCCACUAAUAGGGGGGAUUAUUUUUUACCUGCAUUUGAAUGUGUCCACUUCUGUGUACUACCUGGAGAGGUUGGAAGUAGCUCUUUCAGGGUAGCGCUGGACCGAGCGGGAGCUCCUCCACUGAGCUGAAGAGGGAGACGACAGGGACAUUUGGGAGAAGAGGAGAAAGAAGGAACCAUGAGUGUGCAACAGGAAGACGUGGAAAAGUUCCUCAAGGAGAACCCUGCCUUCGCUAAAAAGUACUUUGACAAGAAGAUGAGCCCAGCCUUCAUAUCAAAGGUGUCCGGACUCCCAGCCCAACAGGUUGACUUCAGCCAGUUCAAGGAGCUCACUCAGCUCGAAGAAAGCAAAAUCAUGUAUGAACUGAUCAAAGACAUGCAGGAGAACAUCAACAUGGAAAAGGUGGUCUUCAAGAUCCUGAAGAGGAUCAGUGUGCUGAUCCAAGCGGACCGGUGCAGCUUGUUCAUGUACCGCCAGCGGAAUGGCACCGGAGAGCUCGCCACCAGGCUCUUCAACGUCAACAAGGAGGCCCAACUGGAGGACUGCGUUGUGCCACCGGACUCUGAGAUCGUCUAUCCGCUGGACAUGGGAAUAGUCGGCCACGUGGCCCUCACCAAGAAGACUGUUAAUGUGAAGGACGUCACCGAGAAUCAGCAUUUCAGCUCAUUCGUCGACGACCUCACAGACUACAAGACCCAGAACAUUCUGGCUAUGCCCAUCCUCAACGGCAAAGACAUGGUGGCUGUGAUCAUGGCUCUGAACAAGACCACGGGACCACAUUUCACUGCUCAGGACGAGGACCUUUUUUUAAAGUAUCUGAAAAUUGCCACGUUGAACUUGAAGAUCUACCACCUGAGUUACCUCCACAACUGUGAGACCCGUAAAGGACAGCUGCUGCUGUGGUCGGCCAACAAGGUGUUUGAAGAGCUGACGGACAUCGAGCGACAGUUUCACAAAGCCUUGUACACGGUCCGAGCCUACCUCAACUGUGACCGCUACUCUGUCGGUUUACUAGACAUGACAAAGGAGAAGGAGUUCUUUGAUAUUUGGCCAGUGUUGAUGGGAGAGCAGGCCCCUUACUCUGGCCCUGUCACUCCUGAUGGCAGGGAAGUCAUAUUCUACAAAGUGAUUGAUUAUAUACUACACGGAAAAGAAGACAUCAAAGUAAUACCCACCCCGACUCCGGACCAUUGGGCCUUGUGUAGUGGCCUGCCCACGUAUGUUGCCGAGAGCGGUUUUAUUUGUAACAUUAUGAAUACAGCAGCUGACGAGAUGUUCAAGUUUCAGACCGAGCCACUCGACAGCAGCGGUUGGAUGAUUAAAAAUGUUCUCUCGCUGCCGAUCGUCAACAAAAAAGAAGAGAUUGUUGGCGUGGCCACAUUUUACAACAGAAAAGACGGAAAGCCUUUUGAUGAUCAGGAUGAGCAGCUCAUGGAGGCUUUGACCCAGUUCCUGGGCUGGUCUGUUUUGAACACGGACACUUACGACAAGAUGAACAAGAUGGAGAAUCGGAAAGAGAUUGCUCAAGACAUGGUGCUCUACCAUAUCAAAUGUCGGGACGAUGAGAUCCAGAAUAUCCUGAACACCAGAGAGGUCUAUGGCCGUGAACCCGGAGAUUGUGAAGAGGAGGAGCUCCUAGCUAUCCUGAAAAAAGAUCUCCCUCCACUUAUUAAGAAGUUUGAGAUCUACGAGUUCCACUUUUCGGAUUUUAACUGCACAGAGAUGGAACUGGUUAAGUGCGCGAUCCAGAUGUACUACGAGGUCGGGGUGGUUAAGAAGUUCCAGGUCCCUCAAGAGGCGCUGGUUCGGUUCCUGUACUCACUCAGUAAAGGCUACAGAAAGAUCACCUACCACAACUGGCGCCACGGCUUCAACGUGGGACAGACCAUGUUCACGCUCUUAACGACAGGAAUGCUGAAGCGGUACUACACUGACUUGGAGGUAAUGGCCAUGAUAACCGCCGGCUUCCUCCAUGACCUUGAUCACAGAGGGACCAACAAUCUGUACCAAGUCAAAUCUGGCAACCCUCUGGCAAAGCUGCAUGGCUCCUCCAUCUUGGAACGACACCAUCUAGAGAUGGGGAAGUUCCUCUUAGCUGACGAGUCACUGAAUAUCUACCAGAACCUUCACCGGCGACAGAUAGACCACGUGAUCCACCUAACCGACAUCGCCAUCAUCGCCACUGACCUGGCUCUUUAUUUCAAGAAAAGAACCAUGUUCCAGAAGAUCGUGGACCUUUCACACACAUACGAGGAUGAAAAGAAGUGGGUCGACUUCAUGUCUCUGGAAACAACAAGAAAAGAAAUCGUCAUGGCAAUGAUGAUGACCGCAUGUGACUUGUCAGCCAUCGCUAAGCCUUGGGAGGUGCAGAGCAGGGUUGCCUUGUCUGUAGCAGCAGAGUUUUGGGAGCAGGGUGACCUGGAGAGGUCGGUACUGGAGCAGCAACCUAUUCCCAUGAUGGACAGGAACAAGUCAGCAGAACUACCAAAAAUGCAGUGUGGUUUUAUUGACUUUGUCUGCACGUUUGUCUAUAAGGAGUUUUCGCGCUUCCACCCACAAAUCCAGCCCAUGCUGGAUGGCAUCCUAAACAACAGGAAGGAGUGGAAUGCUAAAAAAGAAGAGUAUGAGGCUAAACUCAAAGCCGUAGAGGAGGUGAAGGGUGCUCAAGAGGGAGUCAGUAAAGCUCCUGCAAAAAGCGCCGGGGAAUCCAAGACCUGCUGUGUGUGCUAGAAGGUCAAACAGCCGGAGUGCACACACACGGAUCAGACCGACUUCAGAACUAUGAGCAUCACAGACGGCCAGACAGACAGUCAUACCGGCAGGAAACAAGUCAGAAAGUCAGAUACAAGAGUAAAUGGACAUUGCUGUAGUAUUUCUUCAGAUUAUCAGAAAAGGAAAUAAACCUGAACGACGAGAGACGCCUCAUCAAGAAGAGACGUUUUAUCUUUAAGGGACACUCACCAGGUGAGCCAAACAUAUAAUUCAGAGCAAAGCAGGACACCAGCACAUGGCUACUUCUACUAUAAUUAAAUAUAAAUCAAGAGGUGAAUGUUGAAUCCAAAGUUUGUACUCAUCCACAUACAACAUCAGCUUCCUUGUAUUCUGAUGAUGUAAUGCUAGUUCAGAUGGUGCAAAAAUGCUGUGUGUGCUUGAUUCUUGUGAGAAAACAUUUAAUAUUUCUUUUUACGAUUUAUUUAAUUUAGUUAUGAAGCACAGCAGCACUGAGAGGAUAACAUGUGUACAUACAUCUGUGUAGUAACUGAUACAUAACAUCAUAUGUAGGAGUGAAUACAUUAUCCAAGUGAUUCUCUGCUGCAGAGCCAGUCACUGUAGAUGAUAUAUCAUGUCUGAAGCUCUGUUUUCAAUCAGACUGUAUACUGUACAUUCAUGUAAUAUUAAUAUUGGUGUUCAGAAUGUAAGUUCAGUUAUCAGGUAGAUAAAAGUAUAAUUUUAUUACUGUACAUGUAUUCCAAUAUUUCAAAAAUGAUCAUUUGAAGUUCACUUCUUCCAGUCACUUACCAUUCACCAAUGAGUUUGUUUACCUUUAUUGCAGAGCGCCAAAGGUAGAGAGAGGCAGAGUAGAAAUGUUGCUUUACUAUCUGCAAACAAGCCUUUAGUUGCUUGAUCAUGAUGCCUUCAUAGUGUACAUAUAUCCGAGAAAGUAGCUGAUAAUGUAAUAUUUUAUGAAUAUACAAUGUAAAUAAGAACACAUUCAAUCUGGUAAUGAGUUGGUUCCUGAUCAGAUUAACUUUUCUAUGACCUAAAUGAUUGGACCUCAACAACUAUUCUAACUUUGAAGCAUCGCAUGGUAGCAGGAGCAGCCGUCUCUCUCCAACUGCUUCAAAAAGUGACCACUUAUUCAUCUUCUGCACUACUCCCAUCCUGAAGAGCAGCUAGUUCAAAGGCCGGUGUCUUGUUGAUGGGCAAUGAUAGUAAAUACUCUCGCUAACAAUGCCGGGUUUGAAUGAGAGGAAGGGGAACACGCGUAUGAGAACGUGCAAACCAUUCGUCAUGCAUCUUCAAUGCUGAUUGAGACAAAAGAACAACUUCUUGUAAUGACUUGUACAUACUUGGUCCCCUCCCUGUAAAUACAUUAAAAAAUAUAUAUUUUUCUAGUCGUAGAAAUAGA
Pseudoliparis swirei is the source of this 4179-nucleotide messenger RNA. RefSeq names its product phosphodiesterase 6B, cGMP-specific, rod, beta (gene pde6b). The record is from RefSeq and is a predicted model, not a curated record. The transcript is spliced from 24 exons. NCBI's taxonomy places the organism in Eukaryota, Metazoa, Chordata, Actinopteri, Perciformes, Liparidae. Gene Ontology annotation, cellular component: photoreceptor outer segment membrane. The coding region runs from base 228 to 2780 and encodes 850 amino acids. Gene Ontology annotation, biological process: signal transduction; retina development in camera-type eye. Gene Ontology annotation, molecular function: 3',5'-cyclic-nucleotide phosphodiesterase activity; protein binding.